Molecule: messenger RNA, 285 nt
Organism: Tetrahymena thermophila SB210
Lineage: Eukaryota; Ciliophora; Oligohymenophorea; Hymenostomatida; Tetrahymenidae
Exons: 2
Source: RefSeq, a predicted model, not a curated record
AUGAAGAAAAUGUUUAAAAAUUUGAUGAAAACUCUUCAGAAAAGUUUUGCGCAGGAAGCACCUGCAGGAAGGCUUGCGCAAAUUAUCUUAAGCAGGAAUAACAUGGUGAAUUUUAAAAGAUCGUUUAAGCUUUGUCAAAAUGGCCUUCUCGAUCUCAUUAUUACUGAUAAAAAUUAAUUGGUGCUUUUAAUGAAAAUUAGGAUUUACAUUUUGAGUAAUUUAUAUUAUAAUUGCUUUAAAUUACCAUUAAACAAUGUAAUGCUCAUUAAUUAAAUUUACUUGUGA